AUGGCUACUUUUGGAACAAUUGGUGAAUUUCGGGAAGACGAAGGGAGUUGGUCCGAGUACAUUGAGCGUAUGGGACACUACUUCGACGCCAAUAGCAUCAUUGAUGAGGGGAGGAAAAGAUCCAUUUUACUAAGUGUUUGUGGAGCCUCAACCUACAAAUUAAUGUCAAGUUUGGCGGCACCAAGGAAACCAGGUGAAGUUGAGUUCAAGGAACUUGUGAAAUUAAUGACUGAUCAUCGAGAUCCAAAGCCAUCGGUGAUCGUCCAACGAUUCAAGUUUAACAGCAGGCCGAGGAGACCAGAUGAAUCGCUGUCAACUUACAUUGCUGAACUGCGACGAUUGGCUAAUGAAUGUAAGUUUGAUACUAUUUUAGAGGAGAUGUUGAGAGAUAGGAUUGUGUGCGGAGUGGCAGAUGAUAGAAUACAAAGGAGAUUAUUGGCUGAACCAACUCUAACAUUUGAAAAAGCUAAAGAUAUUGCAUUAGCUAUGGAAUUAGCUGAUAAAAAUACAGCCGAUCUCAGAGAUCAGAACAAAGGCGAGAUGGUGAACAAAAUCGCUCAUGGUGUUCGUCAUCGUAAGUCGUCACAACGCCCUGUUUCCAAGAAACAUUCCUCAUGCGGUCGCUGCGGAAAGGGACAGCAUCAAGGAGAGGCUUGUCCAGCAAAAGACGGAGAGUGUUUCCACUGCGGGAAAAAGGGACAUUUCGCCGUGGUAUGCAGAGCGAAAGGAGAGAGGAAGGACCAGAGAAAAGUUUUCCAGCAGCAAGGGAAACGGACCGCCUCCAAUAAAUCUCGCACUCUGCAAAUCGAAACAAGAGAGGAGGAUGAAAACGAAAGCUACGGGCUGUAUUCACACUCGACGAAAGCUUCCAAACCGCCUCCGAUUAUGACUCAGCUAAUAGUGGAAGGGAAACCUAUAAACUUCCAAGUGGACACGGGCUCAGCAGUAACGCUCAUCAAUGAGAAAACGUGGCUCUCUCAGUGGAGUGACAGAGAGAGGCCUAAGCUGAGCGAACCAAUAACGCGGCUUCGUACAUACACCGAGCACUUGGUAGACAUUAUCGGAGAAUGUGAAGUCGCCGUAUCCAAGGGCAACCAGGAGGAACGCUUGCCUUUGAUAGUUGCGAGAGGCAGAGGGCCGAAUCUCAUGGGACGAGAUUGGCUGCACGAAAUAAAGUUGGACUGGAGGGAGAUAAACUUGGUCAGGGUCAAUGACGCAGUAGACAGAUUGUGUUCAGACUACGCGGGACUGUUCACACGAGAACUUGGAAAGUUGAAAGGUGUAGAAGUAGAUCUGGAUAUUGACCCCGAUGCAUCACCUAAGUUUUUGAAGGCCCGUCCAGUUCCAUUUUCGCUUCGAAGUCGUCUGGAUCAAGAGCUGGAUCGCCUUCUAGCAGAUGACAUAAUUGAACCAGUUCAAUAUUCAAACUGGGCAGCUCCAGUGGUCCCAGUUGUCAAAGGAGAUGGAUCCAUUCGCAUUUGUGGGGAUUAUAAAACCACAAUUAACACAGCAGCUCGAUCGGAUACCUAUCCGAUCCCGAGAGUUGAAGAGCUAUUUGCAAGGCUUGCAAAUGGAAAGAAAUUCACAAAACUGGAUCUUUCUCAUGCAUAUCAACAGCUAGUCCUGUCUGAGAAAUCCAGGGAGUUCGUCACUAUCAACACACAUCGAGGGUUAUUUAGAUAUAAGAGACUGCCUUUUGGAGUUUCAACUGCGCCUUCUGUGUUUCAGCGGACGAUGGAGUCAUUGCUGGCUGGUAUACCAGGUGUGGCCGUCUACCUAGAUGAUCUUCUCAUCACAGGAGAGUCAACAGAUGCCCACAUGAAGAACCUGAGAGCAGUCCUGGAUGUUCUUCUGAAAGCUGGACUAAGACUGAAGAAAGAGAAAUGUGUGUUUCUCAAGGAAGAGGUUGAUUACCUCGGACACACAAUCACUGAAAAGGGUCUUCGUCCCACGGGGGACAAGGUGCAAGCCAUUACAAAUGCGCCCGAACCGAAGAGCGUAAAGGAACUCCGGUCGUUCCUGGGCUUGCUGAAUUACUAUGGGAAAUUUCUACCCGACCUUGCAUCGAAUCUAGAACCUCUUCAUCGGUUGUUGAGGAAAGACGCAAGAUGGCGGUGGGGUAAAGAGCAGAAACAGGCAUUCGGUAGAGCCAAACAGUUGCUUAAUUCAACUAGAGUGUUAGCUCACUACAAUCCGGAAGAGCAACUUAUACUAGCUUGCGACGCUAGUCCGUACGGUGUCGGAGCCGUACUCGCACAUAGAUUUUCGGAUGGGACCGAAAAACCCAUCGGGUUCGCGUCGCGAACACUGAAUGUUGCAGAACGCAGAUAUUCGCAAUUAGAUAAGGAAGGUCUAGCGAUUGUAUUUGGUGUAAAACGGUUUCACCAAUAUCUGUAUGGCCGUAAAUUCGAAAUAAUAACGGAUCAUAAGCCGUUACUUGGUCUUUUUGGCGAGAAGAAAGCCAUUCCACAGAUGGCUUCUCCGCGCGUCCAACGGUGGGCGAUUACACUUGCGGCAUACGAAUAUGAAAUAAAGUAUAAAGCGGGAGAGAAAAAUUCAAAUGCUGAUGCACUUAGUAGAUUACCGCUAGAAUCAACCAUUCCGGAUCCUCCGAUCCCGGGGGAUAUCAUACUUCUCAUGGAUACAUUAGAUAGGACACCGAUAACGCCUUCGCGCGUCCGUUCUCUUACCGACAAAGAUCCGAUCUUGUCGCGGGUCCGUAACUUCAUCUUACAAGGAUGGCCUACAAUGGAUGAAUUACAAGAUAAGGCAUUCGGUCCGUAUUUGAAUAGAAAAGAUGAAUUGAGUGUUCAUGACGGAGUAAUAUUGUGGGGAGCUCGCGCGGUGCUUCCCCCUGAAAUGUCGAGAAGCAAUGAUGGAAGAAUUGCACGAUGCACAUCCGGGGAUAGUGCGUAUGAAAGCAAUGGCGAGAAGUUGCGUAUGGUGGCCACAGAUUGA
This is a messenger RNA of Lytechinus variegatus (green sea urchin), 2958 nucleotides long. RefSeq lists its product as uncharacterized. The coding region runs from base 1 to 2958 and encodes 985 amino acids. NCBI's taxonomy places the organism in Eukaryota, Metazoa, Echinodermata, Echinoidea, Temnopleuroida, Toxopneustidae. The transcript has a single exon. Gene Ontology annotation, molecular function: nucleic acid binding; zinc ion binding. The record is from RefSeq and is a predicted model, not a curated record.